This is a messenger RNA of Hyaloperonospora brassicae, 657 nucleotides long. Lineage: Eukaryota; Oomycota; Peronosporomycetes; Peronosporales; Peronosporaceae. The record is from the annotation of a GenBank genome assembly.
AUGGACACUGAAGUGAAGACGACGCUGGAGCUACCGCCCGCGCCGCGGUCACCAUGGGACUUUGUCUAUGUCUUGUCGCCCGUGAUCAAGUACUACGUGGCGCUCCUAUUGCUGUUCGUAGGCGCCCGUUGGUUUAACCGCCAGUUGGGCAAUGACGCGGAGGUGCCGGAGCGUCAGCCGCUCCGACCCGUGUUGUCCCCGGAACUGACAAUUGAGAGUUCCGACAGCGACGAGGACGAAGAGGAUGGGGGAGAGGACGAGGGAGAGGACGAAGAAGACAUCAAAGAGCUGGUGACAAGUGGAAACAGUCUCGUUCCAAUGACGCGUCAGAAGAAGAAGAAGCAGCAGCAGCAGCAGCAGCGGAAACAGAAGAACGCGGCCAAAGCGCUCUUUGAUGGGCUUCGAAAAGUGGAGCAGGAGCUACAAGACAAAAAGGCGCAGGACGAUGAAGCACGCGACAACGUCAGCUGGAACGAGCUGCACAUGAAGAUGUUGAAACGCUACAAGGACAAGUACCCGGAUCACGGGCCUCGCGUGGCCACUGAAACGACCGACAAGUACGACGAGGAGUUUCACGCGUUGCUGCGUGAGAACAAUAUCGAUUUGGACAUGCUCACGAGAGAGACUGCACACGGGAGCAAGCAGACACCCGACUGA